AUGCGUUCAAUUGCUGAAACAGUUGGACUUAUUCAACAAAAUAUUCAGCCUGCUAAACAAUAUAAAGAAAAUAUUCUUAAAAAUUCCGAAAUAGAAUCUCAAGAUUUACUACAAAUUGACGUUCGAGUUGUGCAAUUGGAAUAUCUACGAACAGUUUAUAUUAAUGAAAAGUGUUGUCAACUUAUUACUGUUAAUAAUGAGGUGAAAAUCGUAUACACAUCGAAAUGCCAUGAACAAUGUUAUUGUAAAAGUAUUCUACAAGACACUAUCACCAAUCUAAGCAUGGAGGAAUGCGAAGCUAUGGAUUAGAAAACAGAUAAAAUAUUUUCACUUUUACAAAUCAAUUCAUUUAUCAAAGAUAAACAUCUUUUAUAUUAUAUUUAUUCAAAAUUAAUUUUAUUAUUUUAACCAGAGUGUCAGUUUGUUUUCAUUCACACCAAUACUCAUCUUUCUAUCUCUUUAUAUGUUUCAACAAAACAAACCAUGCAACUUGUUGAUUCUCUUGAAAAGAUUUUUCUGUAUUGGAUUAUUAUUUUCACUCGAAUAACUGUUUUCUCACAACAUUUUUAACAAAUAAUUUGAACUUUUCCACUUUUCGACACACUUGAUUUUAACAUAAAUGUGACAUUUUUUUUCGAAAUUUUAAACAACUUGUCAUCUAUUCAGAUUAUUUAUGUAUAUAGAAUAUUGCAAAAGUAAUCUAUCAGAAAAAAAAUUUGCAUAUAACCACAGUAUUUCGAACAAGUGUGUUGAUUUUUUUUCUGAUGAUAGAGCAGUAUUCUAGGUUUUUCUUCAUAAAUCAACAACUUAUUGACAUACAUGAAACCUAGUAUAAUCUAGUUCAAUACAGAAUUUAGCCUUUUCUCAGGUACUGUUACCUUAGCAGUCAACCAUAAAACAAUGGAAUGUAUUCCAAACUUUUUUGACACGUCUUAGAGUUUUAUAAAAAAAUUUUCAAGAAAUGAUGGUGUUACGAUUGAAAUACACUGAAAAUCGUCGAUUUACGACAGGGUUCUAGAGCAAUUUAACGUUCCAAUAUUUUGAUUCUAUCACCGUCAUAUAUCGAUGAAAAUAGAAAACUUUUUUUAAUGAAAAUGAUCAACCAUAGAAGCUCUACAAAAUGGGAUA
Molecule: messenger RNA, 1128 nt
Organism: Rotaria sordida
Lineage: Eukaryota; Metazoa; Rotifera; Eurotatoria; Philodinida; Philodinidae
Source: the annotation of a GenBank genome assembly